This is a messenger RNA of Drosophila albomicans, 1090 nucleotides long. RefSeq lists its product as uncharacterized. Bases 21 to 1016 code for a protein of 331 amino acids. The record is from RefSeq and is a predicted model, not a curated record. NCBI's taxonomy places the organism in Eukaryota, Metazoa, Arthropoda, Insecta, Diptera, Drosophilidae. The transcript has 2 exons.
GCUAUGCGAAGUUUGAAGAGAUGCCAGAAUUGUUGGACAUAUUUUUGUCCAGCAUUAAAGCCACACAGGAAUUGCAAUUUCACUGGGUCACACUGGAGUUCCUCAAACUCUGGGAGAACUUCACAUUUCCCAACAUGAAAACGCUGAAGUACACAUUGGAUGAGGAUUGGGCAAAUGUUUCUAAUACCGACGCCGAUGAAGCUCUAACAAUUAUGACAAAAAUAUUUCCUGGACUACAGAGUGUGAAACCGUAUGGUGGAUUUGAAUGUAGCACUCUGGUGAAAUUCACGCAGUUGCGUCAACUAGAUUUGAGCGAUUGGACAAUGGAUUAUCUGCCCUAUCAUUGUCCCGAAGAGUUAGCCACGUGUCCAUUGAUAGAAAAGUUAAUAAUUCCGAUUUUUUUGUAUUUCCCUGAAGUGUAUGAAGGGCUCAUGGCGUUGCCCAAGAUGAAUACAGUUUCCUUUUACCUCAAUGGUCAAGAUGACAUUUUAGCUGCAAUGCUAGAGAAGCGAGGCAAUGACGUACAAAAAAUGAUCUUUAACCAUUGCAUCUGGAAGUUCAGUGUGCCCACGUUUCACAAAUUGAGGAACUUGCGCCAAUUGACAUUGCUAAACGAAAACCGUCUUAAGCCCGACAAACUACUCAAAGUGAUUGCGAAUUUGAAACAGUUGGAGCAACUUGAUCUCAUCAAUUACCAAAUGAUAUUGUGUGAAGCAGCGCUGUGGCAAACUGUUGACUGUUGCCCAUCGCUAAAGAUCCUGAAUAUAUCGAACAUGUAUUUGAAAAAGGAUUUUUACGAUGUAAACCGAUGUGUCAUGGAGAAGACAUUGAGCAAUCGCUCUCGGGACUUAAGAUUGAAUUGCCACAACACAGGUGAAAACGAGAAGCUGAUGCGCCAGCUCUUUAAGCAUCCACGAUUGAAGCUCUCUUUUGAGCCUUUAAAACGGCAUGACAUCGAUAAGAGCAUGAUACAAAUGCAUUUCAAGCCUUCAAGCCAAAUAUGUGAUAACUUUUAAGUCUUUUGUUUCGACUGUUGAAACAUUUGUGAUAAGAUGUGCAAUUUUUUAAAUCGCAUUAUAAAUGCAGCAAA